Molecule: messenger RNA, 1360 nt
Organism: Drosophila ananassae
Lineage: Eukaryota; Metazoa; Arthropoda; Insecta; Diptera; Drosophilidae
Product: protein FAM50 homolog
Exons: 2
Coding region: 229-1293 (354 amino acids)
Biological process (GO): chromatin organization
Cellular component (GO): nucleus
Source: RefSeq, a predicted model, not a curated record
UUCUAUCGAUGUUUCCCUAUUCUCCACCUCUAUAAUAAAACCCCAGCUGACCAUAAUAAAUAAAGCAAUACAUUUAUAUUGAAAAAGAAAAAUAGAAAUAAAACAUAUAUAUAAUAAACAAAAGCCGCCGUUCUCUCCUUACGUUUGGCUGGUGCUAAGGAUUGCCAAAAAUCCGUUGGCAACGUGGAAUUACAGGAUUAAAGUAAAUAAACAAAGAAUCCUCUAACGAUGGCCCACUACAAGGGAGCCGCCAGUGAGGCGGGCCGCGCCGCCCAACUGAUGAAGAAGCGCGAGAUUCAGCAGCAGGAGAUCGAGUUCCGCAAGAAGAAAAUUGAGGAGGAGCUGAAGCUGGACAAGAUCGAGAACAAGUUUGCCACUCAUUACGAUGCCGUGGAGCAACAGCUUAAGUCCUCGACCAUCGGUCUGGUUACGCUGGACGAGAUGAAGGCCAAGCAGGAAGACAUAGUACGAGAGCGGGAAAAAAAGCUGGCCCAGAAGAAAGAUGAGAAGGAUAGGGAGAAGCAGCGAGCCCUGGAGGCCAUACAGGCGGAAAAAAACAAGCAGAAGAGGCAAAUUCAGGCUUUGUCUUUUAACAUGGACGAUGAUGAAGAUGGGGAGGAUGAUGAUGACAACGAUACAGAGCUGGAAAAGGAGGAAAAGCCGAAGGCCAAGUGGACCGAAAUGAAGGACGACAUGGUACCACUUAAAAAGAAAAAGAUAUGCAAAAACCCCGACGUGGACACCUCAUUUUUGCCAGACCGCGAGCGCGAGGAGCACGAGAACCGGCUGCGAGAGCAACUACGUCAAGAAUGGGUCAUGCAGCAGGCGGAGCUAAAGGACGAGGACAUCUCAAUCACGUUCAGUUACUGGGAUGGCUCUGGUCACCGACGAAAUGUACUCAUGAAGAAGGGCAACUCCAUCUAUCAGUUCCUUCAAAAGUGCCUAGAGCUGUUGCGCAAAGAGUUCAUCGAACUGAAGACAGUUAUGGCCGACCAGCUGAUGUACGUCAAGGAGGAUUUAAUCCUGCCGCACCACUAUUCUUUCUACGACUUUAUUGUCACAAAGGCGCGUGGCAAGUCAGGGCCGCUCUUCCAGUUCGAUGUGCAUGACGAUGUGCGCAUGAUCAGCGAUGCUUCGGUUGAGAAGGAAGAAUCCCACGCCGGAAAGGUUCUCCUUCGCUCCUGGUAUGAGCGCAACAAGCACAUCUUUCCCGCCAGUCGCUGGGAACCGUACGAUCCCACCAAGUCCUAUGACAAGUAUACGAUCAAAGACAAGGACAAGAGUAAAAAGUAGUUGCCUUAAAUUGGUUUUAAGGUUUCUUUUUCAGUUUUUUAUUUCCAAUAAAAUCAAUUACAAUAAA